This is a messenger RNA of Phacochoerus africanus (Common warthog), 5412 nucleotides long. RefSeq names its product ubiquitin specific peptidase 36 (gene USP36). The transcript is spliced from 21 exons. The coding region runs from base 1303 to 4668 and encodes 1121 amino acids. Gene Ontology annotation, molecular function: cysteine-type endopeptidase activity; cysteine-type deubiquitinase activity. Gene Ontology annotation, biological process: protein deubiquitination; regulation of apoptotic process. Gene Ontology annotation, cellular component: nucleus; cytosol. NCBI's taxonomy places the organism in Eukaryota, Metazoa, Chordata, Mammalia, Artiodactyla, Suidae. The record is from RefSeq and is a predicted model, not a curated record.
GGGGGAAGAAAAAGACCUUGCUGAUGAUGACAAGGAGCUUUUUCUCUCGGGUGCUGCACCUCGGAGAGAGGUCCCAUUCGGGUUGUCGCUUAAUGUUUCCAGUGGAACUGGUGAUGUAGAGGUUUGAUCUCAGUGUCAAAACUUGGAAAAUUGUGUUGCCUCAAAAUCUCUGAGUCCACACUGAGGAGGGGACUGUGUGGAACGGGUGUUCUUUAAGGUAUUUAUCUCAAACUGGGUUAAAUCUCCCAAGUGCUGUUUAAUCCUCUGCCUUCGAGGUUCCCAAACCCGCCUCCGCCCACGACGGAGUCCUCCUCGCCUGUCCUCCGCAGUGUGCGAUCUUGCCGAGGAGAGUGGCCUUGUAGCGGGUUUUCCUAAGACCGAAAUCCUUACCGGUUGUCUGCACUCUGAGAUCGUGUCAGUUACGCCCUUUUGGGGGCGGGAGGGGCCCUGCCCUUGGUAUGCAGAAAGUUCCUGGGCCAGGGAUCAAACUCCAGCCACAGAUUGAAAUCCUUAAUUUGCUGAGCCACCAGGGAGCUCCACUGUGUCUUUUUUGUUUGUCUGUGCUAAUGUGCCUUGAAGUAGGGACCUCAGAUGUGAUGUGUCCGAAACUGGUGGCAGAGUGAUGUGGGGCAGGAAAGGGGUCAGGGCUGGCCCUGGUGGUCAGUCCUGAGGCUGAAGGAGGGAGGGAAGCUCGGCUCUUCCCUGCACUGUUCUGGUUACAUUGUGUCUGGAUGUUUUCACAGUGAAGAGUUUGAAGUACUUUCAUUUUCUGGAAUCCCCUUAGUGGUUGUGGAUGGUAACUAAAGAAGAACAAAACCCCGGAUUUAGCAGAGUGAAGAUUUGCCUGCUCUCGUUGUGCCUUUGGUUGUUUGGGGCGGGGGGAAUCUUACUGGCUCGUGACACCUGAAGGUUGGAGAGGAUCUGUUAUCUCUGGCUCUCUGCGAAUGUGAGAAAGACUGGCGUUGACUGGCGAGUGUCGGGGUCCACUGGCCUUGUCGCUGGCGGGUGGUUAAGAUGGAGAGAGAAGAGCAAUGUUCUCGUGUCCUGUCCGUGGAAAUCCUCGGUAGCUGGUCAGCAGCUCACCUCUCUGCUCUUCCCGAAUCCCGCGCUGUCCAUCCUGUUCCCGGUAGGAUUCUGCUACUCAUUCUGGACCACAUGCUUGUGGCUCUGGUGAUUUAACGAGCCAAAGCCGGGGAGGACGUGGGCCUGAGGGCCCAGCACCGCACCUGCCCGUCUGGCCGAGCACCUGACCCUGUGCUGCAAGAACAGUGCACCCACAUCCCGACACCCCAGUGAUGCGCCAUGCCCAUAGUGGACAAGCUGAAGGAAGCCCUCAAGCCAGGCCGCAGGGACUCGGCUGACGAUGGGGAGCUGGGGAGGCUUCUGGCCUCCUCCGCCAAGAAGGUCCUUCUGCAGAAGCUGGAGUUCGAGCCGGCCAGCAAGAGUUUCUCCUACCAGCUGGAGUCGCUGAAAAGCAAAUAUGUGCUGCUGAACCCCCGGCCGGAGGGAGCCGGCUGCCCCAAGAGUGGGGGUGAGCCCCCCGGUGCGGGCACUGGGUGCCACAGGAGUGGGGGUGGCGAGCUCGCGUCCGACGGGGACGGGGACGGGGUCCCCGCGCCCCAGAAGGUGCUCUUCCCCGGAGAGCGGCUGUCCCUGCGCUGGGGACGCGUCUACCGCGUGGGCGCCGGGCUGCACAACCUCGGCAACACCUGCUUCCUCAACUCCACCGUGCAGUGCUUGACCUACACGCCGCCCCUGGCCAACUACCUGCUCUCCAGGGAGCACACGCGGGGCUGUCACCAGGGCAGCUUCUGCAUGCUGUGCGUGAUGCAGAACCACAUCGUCCAGGCCUUCGCCAACAGUGGCAACGCCAUCAAGCCCGUGUCCUUCAUCCGGGACCUGAGGAAGAUCGCCCGGCAUUUCCGCUUUGGGAACCAGGAGGAUGCGCACGAGUUUCUGCGCUACACCAUCGAUGCCAUGCAGAAGGCCUGCCUGAGCGGUUGUGCCAAGUUGGAUCGUCAGACGCAGGCCACAACUUUGGUCCAUCAGAUCUUUGGAGGCUAUCUCAGAUCGCGGGUGAAGUGCUCCGUGUGCAAGAGCGUCUCGGACACCUACGACCCCUACUUGGACGUGGCCCUGGAGAUCCGGCAAGCUGCGAACAUCGUGCGUGCUCUGGAGCUGUUCGUGAAACCAGAUGUCCUGAGUGGCGAGAACGCCUACAUGUGCGCAAAGUGCAAGAAGAAGGUUCCAGCCAGCAAGCGCUUCACCAUCCACAGGACCUCCAACGUCCUGACGCUCUCGCUCAAGCGCUUUGCCAACUUCAGCGGGGGCAAGAUCACCAAGGAGGUCGGCUAUCCGGAGUUCCUGAACAUCCGUCCCUACAUGUCCCAGAGUAACGGCGAGCCCGUCCUGUACGGGCUCUACGCCGUCCUGGUCCACUCGGGCUACAGCUGCCACGCCGGCCACUAUUACUGCUACGUGAAGGCCAGCAGCGGACAGUGGUACCAGAUGAACGACUCCUUGGUCCACGCCAGCAACAUCAAGGUGGUUCUGAACCAGCAGGCCUACGUGCUCUUCUACCUGCGAAUUCCAGGCUCUAAGAAGAGUCCGCAGGGCUCCAUCUCCAGGACGGCCUCGUCCCUUCCUGGCUGCCCUGGGGCGGCUCUGGACCACGUCAAAAAGAGUGUCAGCAACGGGCCCACAUCCUCCCCACCAGCUGGAAAGAGACCAGACCCUUCGAUGAUGAAGAAGCCACAGACCCCCGAAGAGCUUGGGGUGCCCAUUGCCAGGAAUGGUUCCGUGUCGGGCCUGAAGCCUCAGAAUGGAUACGUGUCCCCAAAGCCACCUGUGGGGUCCCCCUCCCCCAAACUCUCCAAAACGCCCACCCACGCGCCCACCCUUCUGGAGGAGCCUGGAAAGAAAGUCAAGAAACCAGCCCCCCCACUGCCCCUCUCCCCGCCACCCAGACCCUCUCAGGGGCCCCGAGGGGCUGGCGAGCCUGGAGGCAGCAGGGGUGAGGGCCGAGGGCCGGGCCCCUGGGGCGGCAAGGCCAGCCUCUCCCCCUCGCCCCGGCCCCUGGCCCCCGGGGCCGCCAACGGGCUUGGGCCCCAGGCGGGCGACGGGGGCUCUGCUGCUGAGAGGAGGGGAUCCGGCGGCUCCAGCCCUGAGCGCUCAGCUGGCAGUGGCCCUGCCAGGAACCCCCAGGCCCCCCAGGGCGGAAGCACCCACCUCUGCGAGUCUCAGGGAACUCCCUCCAGGGGGCUGCCAGCCCAAGAGGAUGCCAGGCUGGCCAAGGCCAAGUGCCCCAUCCUGAGCGGCGCUGCGCCCGAGCCCGCCAACACCAUGUCUCCUCCACCGGCCAAAAAGCUGGCCCUUUCCGCCAAGAAGGCCAGCACCCUGCGGAGGGCAGCCGGCAGUGACCUCCGUCCACCUCCCCUCUCUCCGUCCUCCGACCUCACCCACCCCCGGAAACCCGCUCACCCCGCGGCCGCCUCCACCUGGCCUCGCAGCACAAUCAGGGCCGUUUCACCUGCUCCCAGACCAUCCAGCCAUCUGAAGCCCCCCCUCGGCCCCCGGCCCCCGUCACUGCCCAGCAGCCCCCAGCCUCUCAGGACAUCAGACCCACAGAACUGCUUGUCCGCCUCUGCGCCCCUGCCUCAGGUCAAUGGGGGCUUCCAGGCCCCUCCCCACCAGCCGCCAGAGGCCAGCGAGCCCCCCCAGAGCCCCUGUAAGAAGAAGCGGAAGCCCUGCAUGGCCGAGACCGGGGACCAGGGCUGCGAGGCCUGCACGGCCGCGGCGGCCCCACCCGGGAAGCGGCGAAGGAGGAAGAGGAAGCACACGGGGGACGUGGCCGCCUCCUCCCCGGCCCUGCAGGAGGGGCUGCUGCAGGGACAGCCGUGGAGUCCCAAGCGCAGGAAGGAGGGCCGGCCGGAGCCGCCAGCGGACCCAUCGGAGGAAGAGGGCGGACAGCAGCAAGGAAAGCGCUGGCGCCUGGGGAGCAGCGGUUGGCCCGGGGGAUGUGUGAGCGACAGCCACCAAGUGAAUAGCAGGAAGAGGAGGCGGAAGGGAGCCGAGGGCCUUGGCAGAGAAGCCUUGGCCAGGGACCCGCCUCGGCACGGGAACUGCUCUCUCUUGGACGCGGUCCCGCCAGCGACCAUGGCGGCAUCACCCAGGAAAAAGAAGAAGAAAAAAAGGAAGGAGGAGUCCCAGCAGCACACAGACGAGAACCAGUCCACGGGCCAGAGGGGCAGGGGCACUGCCGUCCCUGGGAGCCUGCUCCUGCCGGCUAUGAACGGCCAGGGCCCCGGGGAGCCCACAGGGCUGGGACAGACUCCUCUUGUAUCUUGGGACGGAGAGAGGGAAUCUGAUGUGGUCCAGGAAUUGCUGAAAUACUCAUCAGAUAAAGCUUACGGGAGGAGAGUUUUGACGUGGGACGGCGAGGUGUCCGCUGUCAGUCGGGACGCCGUUCGGGACAGCAGGCUGGCCCGCGCGGCCACGGUCGUCGAUGACUGGGAUGAAGCGUUCGACCGGGGCAAGGAAAAGAAAGUGAAAAAAUUCAAGAGAGAAAAGAAAAGAAACUUCAACGCCUUCCAGAAACUUCAGAGUAGACGGAACUUUUGGUCCGUGACUCACCCAGCCAAGGCUGCCAGCCUCAGCCAUCGCCGCUGAAUUCGCUGCUGUCGAGAUAGCCUGCAGGGACGCAGCGUCCCUUCCUGGGACCGUCCGUCUGGACUGCAGAGCUGCUGGCUAUGGACUCCGGCCCGGCCGGCUCCAGCCCUGCACCAGGGCCUGCUGUGGGGGCGGCCUGCAGAGGCCCGGACUGCUGUGGAUCAGGACCUCUGGUGACACGACACGCACUGUGACAAAACCGCACGAUGACAGGGGGAGCAGGGGCCGCGUGGUGACGGGGAGCCCGGGAUGGGCUGCUGGCCAGCGGCGUCUGGUCAGGGGCGUGGGGGGUGGGAAGGCAGUGGCCCCGCCUGCCCGGUGUGUCCUGAGCACCGGAGGUGACAGCGUGCCGUCAUUUGCUCUUCUUGGUGGCCACCCAUCCCCUACUCCUGGCGGCAGCUGCUGCCGUCUGUCCUGCGCCUCCUGCUUCCUCAGGCGGGGGCUCCAUAUGCCUUACCUGUCCCCCCCGGGCCCCACCCAGCUGCCUCUCCCUGUGUGGAGUCGGGGCACCCCCCCCCCCCAUUAAGUAACCCUGGACUGUGUGCCAGGCAGGUGGCUGUGGCGGGGCGGGGGCUGAAGUGACACGGGCCCCGCCGCUUUCCAGGCCGCUCGUCAGUCCGCGCCGGCUCUGCUGGGCCCCCCUUGCAGCUGCAGGGGCCCGUGGGUCCGUAUUGAGGCGGUGGCCUUGGGGUAGACGCCUCCUUUUAUUUUACUACCUGAUAUAAAACAUCUAUUUUGACCAGG